Messenger RNA from Esox lucius (northern pike), 3988 nucleotides. Its product is annotated as neuronal migration protein doublecortin. Bases 371 to 1465 code for a protein of 364 amino acids. Gene Ontology annotation, biological process: photoreceptor cell development; retina development in camera-type eye; intracellular signal transduction. The record is from RefSeq and is a predicted model, not a curated record. The transcript is spliced from 8 exons. Gene Ontology annotation, cellular component: axoneme. Lineage: Eukaryota; Metazoa; Chordata; Actinopteri; Esociformes; Esocidae.
GGCAACACUUCUACACAUAUCCGAAUGAGAUAUACAAAUCGGUUAAAUCAUAACAAUGUAAGAUUGCGAAAGUAAACCUUACGCAGCUUUGAAAAGGUUUACGUCAUCCUUUUCUGAGAAAUACCCCAAAAUACCGGUCCAUGCUUUUGCCAUAGGGCGGGUUUUUCUUCGGUCGGCUUUAGGACCCAGCAGUGCAGCCAGUCAGGUAGGCACAGCUCGUGGACUAGAGAGGCAGACAAAGGCAGAGAGAGCUCGUGCCGCUAUCCUGCAGCAUCCACACCCACCCACUUCACUCAACACGCUCCAGCACUGACUCCCUGCGGCUUACCAGCACCCAUCUACCACGGAACCCCCGCGGACCUCUGUUGCCAUGGAGCUUGACUUUGGACAUUUCGACGAGCGAGACAAGCCCCGUACCCCGCGGGGCGGGCGUAUGAACGGCCUGCCGAGCCCCACCCACAGCGCCCACUGCAGCUUCUACCGGACCCGCACCCUGCAGGCCCUCACCAACGAGAAGAAGGCCAAGAAGGUGCGCUUCUACCGCAACGGGGACCGCUACUUCAAAGGCAUCGUGUACGCCGUGGCCGUCGACCGCUUCCGCACGUUCGACGCCCUCCUGGCGGACCUGACACGCUCCCUCUCCGACCACAUCAACCUGCCCCAGGGAGUCCGCUUCAUCUUCAGCAUCGACGGGAUGCGCAAGAUCACCACCAUGGACGAGCUGGAGGAAGGGGAAAGCUACGUCUGUGCAUCUGAGAAUUUCUACAAGAAGGUUGACUACACCAAGAAUGUCAACCCCAACUGGUCCGUGAACGUGAAGGCUUCUGCCAGUCAGAAGAACCUCCAGAGCCUGGCCAGUAAGCAGGCCAGCGAAGCCCGGGAGGGGAAGGAGUUUGUUCGGCCCAAGCUGGUGACGGUGAUGCGGAGUGGCGUGAAGCCCAGGAAGGCCGUCCGUGUCCUUCUCAACAAGAAGACCGCACACUCCUUCGAACAGGUGCUCACUGACAUCACAGAGGCCAUAAAACUUGAGAGCGGCGUGGUCAAGAAGAUCUACACGCUGGACGGAAAGCAGGUCACCUGUCUUCAGGAUUUCUUCGGUGACGAUGAUGUCUUCAUUGCCUGCGGCCCAGAAAAGUUCCGCUACGCCCAGGAUGACUUCUCCCUUGAUGAGAAUGCCCACUACCCUUCUGGAACCAAACCCAAAUCAGCCCAGGGGGUCUAUAAUAACCAAGAAGGGUGCAGGAUGAUGAAGAAGAAAGGCUCCAAGAGUCCCGGUCCGAUCCGGCGCAGCAAGUCUCCCGCUGAAUCGACCAAUGGGACAGGCUCCAGCAGCCAACUCUCAACACCCAUAUCCAAGCAAUCUCCCACCUCCACCCCCAACAGCCCAGGCAUCCACCGCAAGCAGAAGGAUCUCUACCUGCCUCUAUCUCUGGAUGAUGACGACUCUCUUGGGGAGUCUAUGUAGAGCCUCUCGUCUGUCAGCAGAGUGCCUGCCUGCCUGCCUGUCUGCCCCUGGCCUGCCUCUCCCAGGUAUCUCUGGUGCUCUCCACCUUCACUAACGGCCAUUGAGUGUCCGGGAGGUUCAUUCCAUCUCUCCCCGGUGCCACGCGCUAAGUCUACCUGACUUUGGCCACCAUGGCUGUUCCACCUUUUGCUGCUUGAGAAUUCACCACUAGAUGUCCUUUAUUAUAUCCUGUGUUGUUAAGAAUGUAUAUGCUGGGCGUAUACAACAACGACUUAUGAAUCACCACCUCUUACAAAUUUCGCCAAAUCAUUUUGUGUUACAGUUGACUAAUGAUUCAAUGUUUGUCGUCGGGCUCUCCUAAGAGAGAGCUUUAUUUCGCUACUAACAAGCAAUUUCUAAGUGGCAGUUCUCACAAUGUAAGAAAAAAAGUUUCUUUCUUGGCCUGACUUGAAAACCAAUGUUCGGAUAUAGGGCAGCAAACUUUACAUUUGAAAGAUUUUCAUAAAUAAAGUGCACAAUUCCAAGCAGCAAAUUGACUUUCUCCAGGGGUGUUGAAGUCAGACCUGAGUUCAAGUUGUGCUGAUAAUGUCCCUCUGUGUCCAUCUCUUUUAUGUGCUAUGGUUCAAGGUGUUAAAAGUAAUGAGAACAUGUUUAGGGGAAAGAAGGCUGUUCGACAUGAGAGGUGAAUGUCCUUUUCAUCUGCUGUAAAUAUUGUGUAUAGCCAUCGCAACAUCCCAGCUAAUGCCUGACAUUCAUAACUAUGCUUCUGUAAAACGUCAUACAACGUCUGCCAAACGUUGAAUCAACGUAACAUGUUUUCUGUCUUUCAUCUUCUAUGAGGUCUUUAAAAACUGCCACAGCACAAUGAAACCAAGCAGCUCUGAAACAGUAUGAAUACUGAGUUUGGGUUAGGGGAAGUCCUAUUAGUACAAACCAACCAAAGCCAGAAAAUUAGGCCUUUUUUGAAACAAGCAAGCACAUCUUUUUUAUUAAAUAAGGUUUUAGGAUUCUUAAGUCUAUUUUAGUGAUGGUUUAUUUAUAUUAUGUUUUAAGCUGAUUCCAGGAAGGAGACUUCAAUAUAAAUUGGAUAAAGCCAGGUGUUCAGGUGUUGGGGCAUGUUUUGAAUGAUUAUUAUACUAUGACAAUAAAAAUGUCAAAGCCAAAGUAGCCUAUUUAUUGGAUUAAUCAGAGUGGAAAUCUGAAAUGUAGAUCAUCUGUAGUUCUCCCAGUGGGUUGAUGUUACUUAUACUGUCUUUUUGUUACUGAGACCUCCCAUUAGGCCAAUCCGACCAGACCAUAUCCAUUUAGGGAAAUACAUUUUAACCAGCACAGAAAACAAUAGGCUAAGUAGAGCUAUUCACAUUUUGCAUGGCUAAAUCUUGUUUCUUAAUACUUAAUGAUUUAAUACAAAGUUAGGAUAGGAGGAAAUUGCAUUUUGGGAUUUGUUCCAAAAAAAGUAUCAUUUUAUUAAAAUGAUCAAGUCAAAAGUUAUAUAUAUAUAUAUGUAAAGAAAAAAACAUGGAUAAACUUCCUUUUCCUGAAGAAUAACACAAGUUAUGGUUAUAUAGUAACAUCUUGUUCCUGGAGAGGAGUCUGAGGAGAUCUGGUAGAUCUAGAAGGUGAAUUAUUGCAGGCACAGGGACAUUUUUCUGUGGCAGUUGUCCCAAAGAAAAGUAUGGCAUAUUUGAGCAGGUACAUAUAUAUAUAAAAGGUGAUCCAGUGGGCCUAUCUCUGACAUCUUGGGCAUUAGCUAAUGGGGAUUUGUGUGCAAAACAAAAUCCUCUCACUGGAUCUGCCUGACUCGGCAAAAAAGCACCCCCGCAACAACACGCUCCUUCUGCGAAGAGUGAUGUCACAGUGAUGUCAGCACAACAUCUAAUCCAACUGCAAAUACACCUUUUAGGAAUACACAGUUUGUAAAAAAUAAAAUAAAAAUAAAAAAAGGAAACAAAAAAGUAAAAAAGAAUAAAACUUUCGGAGUCCGUUUUUCUUUUCUGGAAAUUUCAGUUCACUACCUUAUCUCACCACGUGUUCAAUAUAUUGUGUCUUUGGCCCUGAUUUUUUACAGCUUAACAUUAACAGUGUACGUCGGUUGUUUAGUGUGAAGCUGUCGCCACCAUGUCAGACAGGAGGUGUGGACCAAGCUCGCACCUCCAAUGGUGCCUUUUUUUAGAUUGUUGUCUUUUGAUAAAAAAAAAUUAAUGGAAACAGGAAAACUAAGACUUGUCUUCCUUGUUAACAAACUGUUUGUAAAGCAUUUUUAAAUGUCUUGAAUCGUAGAGCUGCCGUCAGCGCAGUGAGAGCUCUCAACAUUGUUUUGUAGAAUGCCAGGAUAACUUUGUCAUGGUGCAAAUGUACUCUUUCUGUUCUCUUUGAAUGCAUUUCUGAUGGAAUGACCUGGGUUACUGGGAAAUGUACAAUGUCUUCUUUAUUGGUGUUUUUGCAAUGUCACAGUGGCUUGUUUCAGUGCUUAAUUCUAUGUAUUAACCGAUUCCCUUUUGCAAUUAAAAGAGUUGUAUUUCA